AUGGUGUCGAUGUUCGUAAACACACUCCAGCCGCAAUUUUAUGAGCAUAUGGUUGGGAAUGUAUUUGUCAAUUUUGCUGACACCAUCAUCAUUGGCAAUAGAAUAGAAAUUGGAUUGAAGAACGGGAAGAUAGCAUAUGCCCCGCCUGCAGCUACAAACUACAAAAAGCCCAGCUUCAAUCAGGGGAAGAAGAAAGAGGGGGAGGUACAUGCAGCGUCGGUAGUGCCUGUGUGGAGAGGACGAGCUCCCAAUCCUAAUUAUCGACCAUACUUAAGCCCACCUCCUUAUGCUGCUAACGCCUCGUUUGCUCAUCAAACUAGGCCUCAACAACAACAAGCGUAUUAUCCACCGCAGCGUAUCCCAACCGAAGCUUGGAGACCUGUCNCAAACAUGGGCCCAAAUUUGAAUGCGGGUCAAAACAACAACCCGAGANGAAAUCAGCUUGUUAGGUUCACCCCAAUCCCUAUGACCUACACUGAAUUGUUACCGAACCUGGUCAAAAAGGGUCUGGUCGCCAUUUGCCCGAUGAGGCCUGUACAACCUCCAUACCCUAGGGGUUAUGACGCAAAUGCCAGAUGUAGUUAUCAUGGGGGAGGCGUUGGUCACUCGACCGAAGGAUGUAUGGCUUUCAAAUACAAAGUUCAGGCUCUGAUCGACUCGGGUUGGUUAAAGUUUCAAGAAGACAAGCCCAGCGUCGAGACUAAUCCAUUGUCCGGACAUGGGAGUUCCUCGACGAAUGCCAUCGAGGUUGAAAAACAUGAUUUGAUAAGAGAUGUGGGCAAGAUCAAGAGCUCUAGGAGGUUCAUUUUUGAGGCUUUGUUGAAGGUGGGCUUAGUGAAGGGCGAGUAUGAUGAGGGUAUAACUUGUGCGCUCCAUCCAGAUGUUGGGCACUCUAUUGAGGAAUGUGUAGAAUUCGAGAAUAUUUUACAAGACCUACUUGAUAGAAAACUGAUGCAAGUAUGCCACAAGGUCAGAGAGGAAGAAGUGUUUGCACAAACUGGUGGAGAAUCUGAUAUAGCUCUGCCCGAACCUUUGGUGAUCCAUUUCACUAGGACCACUCCUGCACUGGUAACUGAAAAAAAUUUGUCUGUUGUCAUCCAAGUGCCCACUCCCUUCCCUUAUAAGAACGAGAAAGCCGUCCCAUGGAGGUAUGGGGCAACUGCAUUAGAUGAGGGAUAG
Messenger RNA from Vigna radiata var. radiata (mung bean), 1179 nucleotides. RefSeq lists its product as uncharacterized. Bases 1 to 1179 code for a protein of 392 amino acids. Lineage: Eukaryota; Viridiplantae; Streptophyta; Magnoliopsida; Fabales; Fabaceae. The transcript has a single exon. The record is from RefSeq and is a predicted model, not a curated record.